AUGGUUGCUUUGAUGGGUUCCAGGUGACAAAGAAUUGAAUUGAAAGAGAUGAGCAAAAGAGGGAAUUGCAGUGGGGCUGGAAAGACGACGCUUCUGAAUAUUCUUAUGGAUAGGAACAUGAGGGGGUUGAGGAAGAGCGGGACUGUAAAAGUGAACGGAACCGAGAUCAGGAAGAAGAUUUCCUUGAUUUCCGGAUUCGCUCAACAACAAGAGAUCUUCACUCCGACGUUGACAGUCGAAGAGUAUUUGAUGAUUCAAGUGAGGAGGCUGAGGCCGUACCGUUUUGGGAGAAACGAGAAAACGAGAGAAACGAAAAGGGGAAAUUCGAAAAGAGGAACCGCGAAAACGGGAGAAACGAAAAGACAAGAAAGGGAGCACUCUGGACAUUUCCGACUUUACCGCGCCUGUACCAGGUUGAGGAAGGAAGAAAGAAAGAGAGAGAGAGAGCUGACUUCUUGCAUAGCAAUAACGUCAGAGGAAGGAAGAGAGAUGAUUUUGCAGUUUGGCCGCACACGACUGAAGCUCCGCUCCUUUCUCGCCUUUUCGAAUUUCGCCUUUUCGUUUCUCCCGUUUUCUCGUUUCUCCCCAUACGGUACGGCUUCAGGAGGCGGACGGAAGUCUGCUAAUUGACAACAAAUUCAGGCGAGUUUGAGAAUCAGAGGGGACAAAGCGACGAGAAGGGAGAGGGUGGACGAAGUGAUCGAAAUGCUCGGACUGGCCAAAUGUCGGCGAGCGCGCAUAGGAACUCCGGGCCUGGUCAAAGGGAUCUCGGGCGGAGAAGCGAGGCGGCUGACGUUCGCCUGCGAAUUGCUCUCCAACCCUUCACUGCUCUUCGCCGAUGAACCAACUUCCGGGCUCGACUCCUUCAUGGCGGCGAGUAUUGUGCAGAUAAUGAAACAAUUGGCAGUCUCCGGACGGACCCUCAUUGCCACCAUCCACCAGCCGACGGACGAUCUCUUCUUCUCGUUCCACAAAAUAAUAUUUCUGUCCUUGGGACGAUGCGCGUUUAUGGGGACGCCUGCAGAAGCGAUAAAAGUUUGGAAUGGCCAUGAUCAUCUGAUAAUGAUCAGAAAUAUUUCAGUUCUUCGCGGAAGGAGGACUGCCGGUUCCACGUGGAUUCAAUCCUCCGGAAUGGAUGCAGUCCCAAUUGUCUGUGAAACCGGAGGAAGAGGAAGAGAGUCGCCAUCGGAUCGGAAAAAUCACUUCGUGCUACGAAAAGAGUGAAAUCUUCAGGAGGACGAUGUCAGAAGUCGAAAGGAUUUCGGUCACGAUGCUUCCUUCCCUCACUCAGAACAUUGGAUUCUUCAAAGAGACUUCUGCACUUCUUAAAAGGCAUGUUUCUUUUAUUUCUUCAAGUUUAUCAUUUUCCUGUCUCAGAUCUUGCCUCGACGUCAUCCGUUCUCCUGCUCAAAUGCGAAUGAAAUUCAUCCAGAAGAUUGUAAUGGGCGUGUUCAUAGGAUCCCUCUACUGGCAACAGCCACUUGACCGUCGUGGAGUCCAGAAUACGAACAGUGCCCUCUACUUCCUCAUCGCCGAGCUCACCUUCUCCACAAUGUUCUGUAUCAUGACGUUCAUGGAGCACGAGCUGCCGCUCAUUGCUCGCGAAUACCACGACGGUCUGUUCUACGUCAUCAGCUACUACUUCUCCCGUUGUCUCUCCUAUCUGCCAUUGUUCACGGUCGACGGAGCAAUCAUGAUACUCAUUUCCUACUGGAUGAUCGGACUGAACGGCACGUGGCAGCAAGUGCUCAAGAGCAUUCUCAUAUCUGUUUUGGUGGAGCAGUCGGCCACGUCCUGCGGGCUCUUUCUCGCGUGUCUCUUCGAAACCUCGUCGGUGGCCAUCGCCUUCGCGGUCCCAGCAUCCGGCCUCUUCGCAUUAUUGAGUGGUCUCUACGGGAAUACUAACAACUUUCCGGUCUAUAUUCAGUGGAUGCAAUGGACUAGCUGGUUCAGGUAACCAGAAGGAAUAUACGAUUCUGAACUCUCUACCCCGUUUUCAGAUACGGUUUCGAAGGUCUCGUUGUCAAUCAGUGGUCAGAAGUGAACGAUUCUAAGUGGUCGGACGGAGUGAGCGAUAAGGCGCGCGUGCAUUUUCAAAUAAAUAACUGUUUGCAGUAUCGUGACGUCAUCCUGGAACAGUUCUCGUUCAAACACGACAACUUCCGGCUCGAUGUCCUCGGUCUCUCCUCUAUUGUCGUCUUCUUCUAUCUGGCGGGAUACGUGUCCCUUCUAAUUCGCAUCCGAUUAUCUCGUUGA
Messenger RNA from Caenorhabditis sp. 36 PRJEB53466, 2256 nucleotides. Lineage: Eukaryota; Metazoa; Nematoda; Chromadorea; Rhabditida; Rhabditidae. The record is from the annotation of a GenBank genome assembly.